This is a messenger RNA of Auanema sp. JU1783, 13674 nucleotides long. NCBI's taxonomy places the organism in Eukaryota, Metazoa, Nematoda, Chromadorea, Rhabditida, Rhabditidae. The record is from the annotation of a GenBank genome assembly.
AUGGACAGUGUCUCUGAGACUGCGCCACCCCAAAUAGAGGUAGCCUUAGCCAACUCACAAGAUGUAUCAAACUAUGUGUGCACUGUAGCACAUGCUCUGUUGGCUUGUAAUGAAGUUUUCGAAGAGUUUCUAAAUUUAAUAAUCGGAUCAGACGCAGUAUCUAAAUUUAUAGCUGACCCACAAAUUUCUGUAUUAGCUAUUGAUAGAUCUCUUCAUCGAGAUCAAAGUGGUGAUGCUGACACAGGUGAUGACAAUGAAAGUGCCAUUGUUCACUUCUCCGUUAGAAACGAUGUUUUCUAUAGAACUGAACGCAGUACUUCUGUUGUUUUUGUUAAGAAAGGUUCAGUUCUAGAAGCUGAUAAGCCAACUCCAGAGCAACUUAGAGUUAUUGUACUUAAUGAAGGAGAUCCAUAUGAUACACUUCUUUCCCUUAUUGGCAAGGCUAUCAAUCCAUUUUUCAAAUCUUACAUCAAGGAAAGUGGACGAGGAGAAAAAGACGGUGAUAAACUCGCUCCUGCUGUAGAAAAGUUGUUGAAUGAAGCUGAGGUAGCUCUCCUUCAUCUUCAACAAAAUAUUGACAUCCCUGAAAUCAAUUUGAUCAUCAACCCUCACAUCCAGUCUGCCAUUCAGAAAGCAGCCACUGAAGGAAGAAAAGCAAAAGUGUCCGAUUUGGGAGACAUGGUGGAAGACAACAUGUUCCUGAACACUUUAACGAAUGGCGUUGGACGUUGGAUCAAAGAGAUCAGAAAAGUUACUAAACUGGAACGUGAUCCUGGCUCAGGAACAUCUGUUCAAGAAAUGACAUUCUGGCUUAAUUUAGAAAGAGCACUACAAAAAAUUUCUCAGAAACGCGAGUCUGAUGAAGUUAUGUUAACAUUGGAAGCUCUUAAAUGUGGAAAGCGAUUCCAUGCUACCGUCUCUUUCGAUACAGACACUGGAUUAAAGCAAAUGGUUGCUACUGUUGCUGAUUACAAUUCUUUAAUGAAGGAUAUGCCUUUGAAUGAGCUGGUAUCAGCUACUGAUAUGGAUGGAAUAAGAUUUGCAAUUAGUAAUAUUUUCAAUCACAUGAAAAAAAUGAGAUCUACUAAAUACCCCGUUCAAAGAGCUUUGAGAUUUAUUGAAGCCAUAUCUCGCGAUGUGAACACUCAAAUUCUGAAAGUGUUAGGAACAAGGCGUCUUAUGAACAUCACGAUUGUUGAGUUUGAUCAGCUUAUGCAUCAAUGUUUCGCAUUGUUCCAAAAAUGGGAUGAAGAAUAUGAAAGAUUCAUAACUCUUUUGAGAGAUAUCUCGAAGAAAAAGAGAGAUACACCUAUGAAAAUGACUACUUGGAAGAUUCAGCCUGUCCAUAAGAAAUUGGAGAACCGUUUAACUCUUGCUCGUCAAUUCCGCAGACAGCAUGAGCAAUUAAGAACUGUUAUUGCUAGAGUUCUCCGACCAAAAGGAAGCAGAGAAAAAGAAGAGGAUUCUAUCAUAUCUGAAGAAUCUACCCCAAUAGAUCAAAUUGACUUAGCUUAUGAGUUCGUCAAGGAAGUAGAUUGCCUUGAUGUGUCUCCUGAAGGAAAUCUUUCAUGGGAAGCUGCUCACAGAAGAUAUGAUGAACAUAUUGAACGUGUUGAAACAGCAAUCACUUCUCGCUUGCGUGAUCAAUUGGAAUCCGCUAGAAAUGCCAAAGAAAUGUUCAACAUUUUCAGUCGUUUCAAUGCUCUUUUCAUCCGACCAAACAUUCGAGGAGCUAUUCGUGAAUAUCAAACUCAACUAAUUCAUCGUGUGAAGGAAGACAUUGAGAGUCUUCAGACUAAGUUUAUGAAACAAUAUGGGAGUAAUCAUAGCCAAAUGUUGACUGACGUUGUUGAUAUCCCUCCUGUCUCAGCCAAAAUCAUGUGGAUCAAACAAAUUGAAAGACAACUAUCCCUCUAUACUCAGCGUGUAGAGGAUGUAUUAGGAAAAGGAUGGGAAAAUCAUGUGGAAGGUCGACAGUUGAAAGCUGAAGGAGACAAUUUCCAGAAAAAGUUGAACACUGAGCCUCUCUUCGAGAAAUGGGUUGAAGAAGUCAGUGCCAAGAACUUUUCAACAUCCGGAAGAGUUUAUGCUAUUGAACGAAAAACAAAAGAUGCGAAGCCCUAUCAUCACCUCAAAGUCAACUUCUCACCGGAAAGUAUAGUCCUACACAAAGAGGUCCGUAACUUGAAGGCGAUGAACUUCCGUGUUCCUCUCAAGAUCGUAAACGCUGCUCAUCAAGCCAACCAACUCUACCCCUGUGCUAUUAGUUUACUAGAAUCAGUGAAAACUUAUGAAUCUAUCAACGAACGCCUAGCUGGAAAAGAUGGAAUUAAAACUCUGGUCGCGAGUUAUCACAAAGAGAUUCAGAACCAAAUAGCUGAAGGUUAUCAAUUGACGUGGGAAUCUUAUAAGAUUGAUCCUUAUGUCAGUAAGUUGGCUGAUACCAUCAAUAGCUUUGAGGAACGCGUCGAGGAAUUGAUUUUCAUAAUGGAUCAAAUCGACGUCGAUCUCGCUGCGCUAGAAACAUGCCAGUAUAACUCCGCAACAAUAUCUGCGCUCCUAACUUCAAUUCAAAAGUCUGUAGAUAGUUUGUCUCUUGGCAACUAUUCGAACCUCAAUCAUUGGGUAGAUAAAUUGGACAAGACGAUCGAAGGAAAACUCUCAGCAAGAGUCGAAAGUGCGAUCAAGCUCUGGUCGUUAGUAUAUAAUGAAAGCGAAGAAGUAGAAGAGUUUAAAGAACGAAACGUUGCCCUUCCCCCUGUCCAUAACAUUGGAAUCGAGAUCAGACUAACAGCUCAAACAUUAUACAUUAGUCCUUCGAUAGAAUGGACUCGUGCUAGGCUACUAGAACAACUUACUGAGUGGCAUGCUGUUGUAACGAACCAGCCAAGAAUAAGUAGUACACGAUUCGAAUUGGCCAUGAACAGAGAGCUUCAAACGACCUACAAAGAUGUACUUUGUCGAUUGCCAAGCGGUUUAGCUGUUAUUAUGGAGGCAUAUAACACCAUUGAUAACAUCAUGUCAAAGGUCGAAGACUACGUUAACGAAUGGUUGAGAUACCAAGCUCUUUGGGACCUUCAAGCAGAAAUCUUGUAUGAAAGACUAGGAACUGAUUUAUCGAAAUGGAUGAAAACGCUUGUUGAAAUUCGCAAGAGUCGAAGCACAUUUGACACUCAAGAUUACCAAAAGGCUAUAUUCCCAGUUGUCAUCGAUUAUUCUAAAGUUCAAUCGAAAGUUUCCCUGAAAUAUGAUUAUUGGCAUAAGGAAGUUCUUCAAAAGUUCGGAUCUGCUCUCGGAGGGGAAAUGCAGCAGUUCUUCGGUGUUGUAUCCAAAUGGAGAGAGGAAUUGGAAUCUCAAACUGUUGACGCUGGAACAACUAGUGACGCUGUAGCCCUUAUCACAUACGUACAAACAUUGAAGAAACAAACUAAAGCUGGCCAAGAUUCAGUUGAUCAAUUCCGUGCUGCCCAACGUUUGUUAACUCAGCAAAGAUACCAGUUCCCUAACCAAUGGUUAUACGCGGAAAAUGUUGAUGGAGAAUGGACAGCGCUCGUUGAUAUUCUUAUGCGUAAGGAUUCCUCUAUUCAAUCUCAGAUUAGCAAUUUACAAACAAAGAUUUCGGAAGAAGAUGAAUUGGUCGAGAAACGCACGUUGGAAACGCUCUCCGAAUGGGAACGUUCUAAACCUGUAGAAGGGUCUCAUCGUCCUCAGGAUGCCUUGAGCUCGAUCACUCAGUUCGAGCAGAAAAUGCAAAAGUUAUCCGAAGAUAGAGACAAGAUGCGUAAAGCUCGUAACGCCUUGGACAUGGCUGAUACGGGUGUGUCAUCCGAAGCAGACAAGCUUGCUGUAGCGUCAGAGGAGUUAGGAGAUUUGAAGGGCGUUUGGCAGAAUCUUCUCCCGAUUUAUAAUGUCGUUGAUGAUAUCAAAGAGAAAACUUGGCUUUCUGUACAACCUCGUAAGCUGCGUCAAUCUUUGGAUGAGCUGAUGAAUCAAUUGAAGCAUCUACCAGUAAAAUACAAAAGUUAUAAAAGUUAUGAAUACGCCAAGCAGAUGAUGCAUAACUAUUCGAAGAUGAACAUCCUGAUUUCUGAAUUAAAAUCGGAAGCUUUGAAAGAACGUCAUUGGAGACAGAUGAUGAAGGAGUUGAGAGUUAAUUGGAACCUUUCUGAGCUCACGCUUGGCCAAGUCUGGGAUGCAGACCUCCAAAGACAUGAACACACUAUCAAACAAAUUCUUCUCGUUGCUCAAGGAGAGUUAGCUUUAGAAGAAUUCUUGAAACAGAUGAGAGAUUUCUGGCAAACUUAUGAAGUUGAGCUUGUGAACUAUCAGCAAAAGACACGUCUCAUCAAAGGAUGGGAUGAGCUCUUCAGCAAACUGAAGGAGCAUCAGAAUUCCUUGGCUGCUAUGAAAUUGUCACCUUAUUAUAAACAGUUUGAAGAGGAUGCUGUUUCUUGGGAGGAAAAGUUGAAUAAAAUUAGUGCAAUGUUCGACGUCUGGAUUGAUGUGCAAAGAAGAUGGGUAUAUCUGGAAGGAUUAUUCAGUGGAUCUGCUGAUAUAGCUAAUCUUUUACCAGUGGAAAGCUCCCGGUUUUCAAGCAUUUCGACCGAGUUUCUGGCUUUGAUGAAGAAAGUCACUGCUGCUCCAAGAAUUUUAGAUGUAGUUCACAUGCAAGGUGCUCAAAGAUUGUUGGAAAGACUUGCUGAUAUGCUGGCUAAGAUUCAGAAGGCUCUUGGAGAGUAUCUUGAGAGGGAAAGAUCUUCAUUCCCAAGAUUCUACUUUGUGGGAGACGAAGAUCUGUUAGAAAUUAUGGGUAACAGUAAGGAUAUCAGUCGGCUUCAAAAGCAUCUUAAGAAAAUGUUUGCUGGAGUCAGCGCAAUUGAUGUUGGAGAAGAAGACAAAAUAAUUACUGCUCUGCACAGUAGAGAGGGUGAACGUGUUGAAUUGGUUCAACCUGUGGCCACUAAGGAUAUCCGUAUCAAUGACUGGCUUAAGGCUUUGGAAUCAGAAAUGAAACACAGUCUUGCUAGAAAGCUUGCUGCAUCUCUCUUACACUUUUCUAAGUUAGAUAUCGAAGUUGUCAAACCUGAUGAGUACAUGGAAUGGCUCGAUAAAUACCCAGCGCAAGUGAUUGGACUCACCGCUGAAAUCUGGUGGUCUAAUCAAAUGGAAGCUACGUUAGCUGAUGGAAAGGGAGUCGAAGGUGUAGAGAAGGCCGUUGCUGCCACAUUGGCCCUGCUCGCCGAUUCAGUCUUAAAGGAUCAACCACCAAUCCGUCGUAAAAAAAUUGAAGCAUUGAUUACCGAAUUUGUCCACAAACGAGAUACAUGUCGUAAACUCGCUCAACAAGGUGUGAAGAAUCAAAAUGAUUUUGCUUGGCUGCAAUGUAUGAGAUUCUACUUCGAUCCCAAACAGCUGGACCCCAUGAAAUGCUGUAUAGUCAAGAUGGCUAACGCACGCUUCUUCUAUGGAUUCGAGUACUUGGGAAUACAGGAGCGCUUGGUGCGAACACCAUUAACUGACAGAUGUUUCCUCACUAUGACUCAAGCCCUUCAUGCUAGACUUGGAGGAUCACCAUUCGGUCCUGCAGGAACUGGUAAAACUGAGUCGGUCAAAGCUCUUGGUCAUCAGUUGGGUCGUUUCGUUCUCGUGUUCAAUUGUGAUGAAACUUUCGACUUCCAAGCCAUGGGAAGAAUUCUUGUUGGUUUGUGCCAAGUUGGUGCUUGGGGUUGCUUCGACGAGUUCAAUCGUUUGGAAGAAAGAAUGCUGUCUGCUGUUUCUCAGCAAAUCCAAACUAUUCAAGAAGCUGUUCGUGCCGGUGGAGAUAUGACCGUCGACUUAGUCGGAAAAGUGUUGACAGUUAACAGCAACAUUGGAAUAUUCAUCACCAUGAACCCCGGCUAUUCCGGCCGUUCUAACCUUCCUGAUAACUUGAAGCAGUUAUUCCGAAGCUUAGCCAUGACUCAACCAGAUCGUCAACUUAUUGCUCAAGUCAUGCUUUUCUCUCAAGGAUUCAGAACCGCUGAAGCCUUAGCUAACAAGAUAGUACCACUAUUCAUUUUGUGUAAAGAACAACUAUCUGCUCAAUGUCACUACGAUUUUGGUCUCCGUGCUUUGAAGUAUGUGCUUGUGUCUGCUGGUAAUAUUAAGCGAGAUAAGCUUUCUAAAAUGGGACCAGCUGCUCUAGAAGAUGCUGCCGAGCAACAGAUGCUUAUUCAAUCUGUAUGCGAAACCUUAGUACCUAAACUCGUUAGUGAAGAUAUCGCUCUGUUAUCUUCGCUCUUGUCGGACGUUUUCCCAUCCGUACAGUAUACUCCUAAUCCUAUGAGCGAACUUCGAGAGCACUUGGAACAAGUAUGCAGAGAAAAUAUCCUUUGCUAUUCCAACGCUAAAGAUGAACUCGGUGGAACUUGGGUUGAAAAAGUUCUUCAACUAUACCAAAUCACUAACCUUAAUCAUGGUUUGAUGCUUGUCGGAGCUAGUGGUAGCGGAAAAACUACUGCCUGGAAAGUUCUGCUGAAAGCUCUGGAGAGAUUUGAAAAGAUCGAAGGAGUUGCUCAUGUAAUCGACGCCAAGGCCAUGAGCAAAGAUGCUUUGUACGGAGUGAUGGAUCCUAACACUCGUGAGUGGACUGAUGGUUUGUUCACAUCUGUCAUUAGAAGAAUUAUUGAUAAUGUUCGUGGUGAAAGUGAGAAACGUCAAUGGAUUAUCUUUGAUGGUGACGUUGAUCCUGAGUGGGUUGAAAACUUGAAUUCUGUUCUUGAUGACAAUAAGCUCUUAACAUUGCCUAAUGGAGAACGUCUUGCGAUCCCACCUAACGUUCGCAUAAUCUUCGAAGUGUCAGAUCUGAAAUAUGCUACUCUUGCAACUGUCUCCAGAUGUGGUAUGGUAUGGUUCUCUGAAGAAGUCAUUCACAUCGACAUGCUCUUUGACCAUUACUUGGAACGUCUUAAUAAUGUAUCCAUUGAUACUGAAGUAACCGUCGGAGGAAACCUUAAUCUCGUUGGGGAGGGUACUCCUACUCGGCCAAUCUUUGUUCAGAGAUGCGCUGCCAACGCUCUGCGACCACAUUUCCAGCCAGAUGGAAUCGUUCCUAUAUCCCUGAGUUAUGCCAUUAGUAAGUUGGAUCAUAUCAUGGUGCCAACUCAGCAAAGAUUGCUCUCCUCUUUCUUCGCAAUGAUGAAUUAUAGCGUCAGAAAUAUUGUAAACCACGACUACACCCAAGGCGAUUUCCCACUUUCGGAAGAACAAAUCGAAACAUAUAUUCAACGUAUCAUGCUAACCAACAUUGUUUGGGCAUUCAGUGGAGAUGGCAAAUGGAAAAGUCGUCAACAGAUGAGCGAUUUCGUUAGAAGCUCUACUACCGUCACUUUACCACCCAACGCACAAGCUUGUUUGAUUGAUUACGAAGUUCAAAUGAGCGGAGAUUGGCAACAAUGGGUUGCUCGGGUACCUUCGAUGGAAAUCGAGGCUCAUCGCGUUGCUGCUGCCGACUUGGUCGUUCCAACAAUUGAUACAGUCAGACAUGAGAUGCUCUUGGCCACUUGGUUGUCUGAACACAAACCACUUGUUCUUUGUGGACCUCCAGGAUCAGGAAAGACUAUGACUUUGUUAGCCGCCCUCAGGUCUCAACAAGAUAUGGACGUGGUCAACGUCAACUUCUCUUCGUCUACUACACCUGAACUUCUAAUGCGAACAUUCGAACACUAUUGCGAAUACAGACGCACACCCAAUGGUGUCGUAUUAGCUCCUCUUCAGUUGUCCAGAUGGUUGGUUAUAUUCUGUGACGAAAUUAACUUGCCUUCGCCUGAUAAGUAUGGAACUCAAAGAGUUAUAUCUUUCCUUCGUCAACUUGUUGAAAUGAAUGGAUUCUACCGCUCUUCUGAUCACUCUUGGGUCUCUCUGGAAAGAAUACAGUUUGUCGGAGCUUGUAAUCCACCAACUGAUCCUGGUCGUCAUCCAAUGUCUCUGAGAUUCUUGCGCCAUGUGCCUGUCGUAUAUGUGGACUAUCCUGGACAGACAUCUCUACUCCAAAUUUAUGGAACAUUCAAUAGAGCAAUGUUGAAGAUGACUCCUUCUGUACGUGCAUUGGCUGAUGCUUUGACUAACGCCAUGGUUGAUGUAUAUCUUGCCAGUCAAGAACAUUUCACUCAAGAUGAUCAACCUCAUUAUGUAUAUUCUCCUCGUGAGCUUACACGCUGGGUUCGUGGUAUCUCUGAAGCGAUUGCGCCACUGGAUGGACUCACUGCUGAUGACUUGUUACGUCUUUGGGCUCAUGAAGCUCUUAGAUUAUUCCAAGACAGACUUGUCACUGACGAUGAAAGAAGGUGGACUGAUGAGCUUAUCGACUCUACUGCUGAGAAAUAUUUCUCUGGUGCCUGCAAUGUUUCAAAUGCUCUUGUUCGACCUAUUUUGUAUUCAUGCUGGAUGUCGAAAGAUUAUGUACCAGUUACUAGAGAUGAACUUAAGGACUAUGUUCAAGCUCGACUCAAAGGCUUCUACGAGGAAGAACUUGAUGUUCAACUUGUUCUGUUUGAUCAAAUGCUCGAUCACGUACUUAGAAUCGACAGAAUUUAUCGUCAACCUCAGGGCCAUCUUCUGCUCAUAGGAACAGCUGGUGCCGGAAAAACUACUCUGUCGAGAUUCGUGGCAUGGCUUAAUGGUUUGAGUGUCUUCCAGCUCAAAGUUCAUUCUAAAUACACUGCUGCUGACUUCGACGAAGACAUGAGGACAGUUCUUAGAAGAGCUGGUUGUCGAAAUGAAAAAAUGUGCUUCAUCAUGGACGAGUCAAACAUGCUUGACACUGGUUUCUUAGAAAGAUUGAAUACUCUCCUAGCUAACGGAGAGGUACCGGGACUAUUCGAGGGUGAUGAGCAUACCACACUCAUGACUCAAAUCAAAGAAGGAGCUCAAAGACAAGGAUCAAUGUUGGAUAGUCAUGAUGAGCUUUAUAAAUGGUUCACCGCUCAAGUUAUGAGGAAUCUUCACGUUGUGUUCACCAUGAAUCCUAGUGGAAGCGGUUUAAGAGAACGAGCAUCUACAUCUCCUGCUCUCUUCAAUCGUUGUGUCCUGAAUUGGUUUGGAGAUUGGUCUGACACUGCCCUCUACCAGGUUGGUAGUGAGCUCACAAACAAGUUGGAUAUGGAUCGAUCCGAUUACGAAGCUCCUCUCGGAAUUAAGCCUGUCUGUGAACUUCUGCCAAGUCCACUCACAUACCGUCAUGCUGUUAUUAACACUUUGGUUCAAUGUCACAAAGCUGUUCAAAAGCUUAAUGAUCAAGAGCAGAAGCGUGGACAUCGUGUCAUGGCUGUAACUCCACGACACUUCUUAGAUCUUAUUAAGCAUUUCAUGAACUUGUUCCAUGAAAAGCGCCAAGAACUUGAAGAGGAAAAGAUUCAUUUGAAUAUCGGUUUGAAUAAGAUCAGGGAAACUGAAGAGCAAGUCAAAGAACUUCAAAAGAGUUUAACCCUUAAGAGUCGGGAACUCGAAGAAAAGAAAACUGCUGCUAAUGCUAAGUUGAAAGAAAUGCUUGAUGAUCAACAGAAAGCAGAAGAUGAGAAGAAAUUAUCGGAACAACUCCAAAAAGAGCUUGCCGAACAGUUAACUCAAAUUGCUGCAAAGAAAACAGAAGUUCAGAAAGAUCUUAGCCAAGUUGAACCUGCCGUUGAAGAAGCUCAAAAUGCCGUCAAGGGAAUUCGCAAAAAUCAAUUGGUCGAAGUUCGUUCUAUGGCUAGUCCUCCUGUCAUGGUUAAACUAGCUCUGGAAGCUAUCUGUAUAUUGUUAGGAGAAAAUGUUGGAACUGACUGGAAGGCUAUCCGUGGUGUCAUGGUUAAAGAUGACUUCAUGACUCGAAUUCUUGCAUUUGAUACUGACAACAUUAGUCCUGAAAUCUUGAAGCAGAUGGAGAAAUACGUCAGUAAUCCAGACUGGGACUUUGAGAAGAUCAACAGAGCUUCUCAAGCUUGUGGACCUAUGGUCAAAUGGGCUAAGGCACAGCUUCUAUACUCUGAAAUGCUUCAUAAGGUUGAACCUUUACGUAAUGAGUUGAACCGUCUUGAAAAAGAUGCUCACAAAAAAACUAAUGAGGGAGAAGAAAUCAAAAAGCGUAUCGAUCAAUUAGAGCAGUCCAUUUCUGCUUAUAAAGAUGAAUAUGCUCAACUUAUUGGACAGGCUGAAAGCAUCAAAAUGGAUCUUGCAUCUGUUCAAGAAAAAGUUGGAAGAUCAACUGAACUUCUUUCAUCUUUGGGAUCUGAGAGAGAUCGUUGGUCCAAAGGAUGCAACGGAUUCGAUCAACAUAUGGAUACCUUGGUUGGAGAUGCUUUAUUAUCUGGAGCGUUCUUAUCAUACGCUGGUUACUUUGACCAACAGCUUCGUGAUCUUCUGUUCCACAAGUGGACUGAUUCUGUUCAACAAUCUGGUGUCAAAUUCCGUCCAGAUUUAGCUAGAAUCGAAUAUCUUUCUACUGUUGACGAGAGACUGCAAUGGCAGCAGAAUGCUUUGCCUGUUGAUGAUUUGUGCUCUGAAAAUGCUGUCAUGUUGCACAGAUUUAACCGAUAUCCUCUGAUCAUUGAUCCUUCGGGACAGGCAGCUGAGUUUAUUAUGAAGCAAUUCGCAGGAAGAAAUAUUCAGAAAACAAGCUUCUUGGAUGACUCAUUCAGGAAGAACCUUGAAAGCGCCCUUCGGUUUGGAAAUUCCCUACUUGUUCAAGACGUCGAGAGCUACGAUCCUAUUCUCAAUCCUGUACUUAAUAGGGAAGUCAAGCGGACUGGAGGACGUAUUCUCAUCACCAUUGGGGAUCAAGACAUCGAUUUGUCUCCUGCCUUCCAGAUCUUCCUCAUCACACGAGAUCCUUCUGUUGAAUUUACUCCUGACGUUUGCUCGCGAGUUACUUUCGUUAACUUCACAGUUACAAGCUCUUCACUCGCAAGUCAAUGUCUUAACCAAGUCCUUCGCAGUGAACGGCCUGAUGUAGACAAGAAGAGAAGUGACCUUCUCAAACUACAGGGAGAAUUCGCUGUUCGAUUACGCCAUCUUGAGAAGGCUUUGUUGGCCGCUCUUAACGAAAGUAAAGGAAAGAUUCUGGACGAUAAUUCUGUCAUUGGAACUCUGGAAAAACUUAAGACUGAAGCCUCAGAAGUAGCUAGUAAAGCUGCUGAAACCGACAAGGUUAUGGCUGAAGUCGAAGCUGUUUCUGCGCAGUACCAACGUCUUGCUGCUGCCUGUUCUCAAAUCUAUCACACUCUUCAACAACUGAGCGAAGUUCACUUCUUAUAUCAUUACUCACUGGACUUCCUUCUUGGAAUCUUCACUUACAUCCUCAAAUCUCCCGAGCUUCAGCAACUCCAAGACCAUAAACAACGUCUUCAAAUAAUUACAUCAAAUCUUUUCCAGACGGUCUAUAAAAGAGUUUCACGGGGUAUGCUCCAUACAGACAAAGUUCUUUUGGCUCUAUUGCUUAUGAGAAUUCACAUUCGUGGUGUUUCCAAUGAGCCAGCUUACGAUCGCCAUUGGGACUUCCUUUUGGGUCGAAGCGAGCUCUUCACAGGAAAAGCAAAUGCUGCUGCAGCUCCACCUGGAAAAUUAUCUUAUUUAUCAAGUGCUCAAAUGCAAGCUCUUAUCAAAGCUACCAAGCUACCUGGAUUUGAAAAGAUUAUUGCUACGAUGGAGUCCGAUGCUGAAGAUCUCCAUUCAUGGAUGAAACUGGAUAAUCCUGAAUCUCACGUACCAGCAAUCUGGGAGAAGACUGAAAAACUUACCCCAAUCGGAGAGUCACUGAAUGAGCUGAUUGUAGUUAAUUGCUUGAGACCCGAUCGUCUGAUGGCUUCCGCUCACAGAUUAGUUUCAACUGUUUUCGGUGAAGGAUUCAUGCAACAGGAUAAAGUUAUUGAUCUCGGAGAAAUCAUUGAUCAAGAGAUUUCGUCGUCUGAACCAAUCCUUCUCUGUUCGGCAACUGGUUACGAUGCUUCCGGAAAAAUUGAGGAUCUCGGUGUAGACACUAACAGACAAGUUACUUCAAUCGCUAUUGGUUCAGCUGAAGGAUUUAGCCAAGCAGACUCGGCUUUGACUGCGGCUUCCAAAUCUGGUCGAUGGGUACUGCUCAAGAACGUUCAUCUUGCUCCUCAAUGGCUGGGACAACUUGAGAAACGAUUACAUACUUUGAAACCACAUAAUCAGUUCCGUUUGUUCCUUACUGCUGAGAUUCAUCCCAAGUUGCCUGCCUCUGUUUUAAGAGCAUCGCGUUGCGUUGUUUUCGAACCAGCUACCGGUCUAAAGGCUAACUUGCUUCGAUCGUUCUCAGCUCUAACAGCUACUCGUCUAGCUAAGCCACCAGUAGAACGUAGUAGAUUGUAUCUACUCGUUUGCUGGUUGCAUGCUUUAGUUCAAGAGAGAUUAAGAUACACACCUCUUGGAUGGGCAAACGCAUAUGAAUUUUCUGAUGCUGAUUUGCGUGUCGCAUGUGAUACUCUUGAUGCCGCAAUGGAUUCUGUCGCUCAAGGCCGUGCCAACGUUGCUCCAGAUAAACUUCCAUGGACAACUCUCCGAACCCUUCUCAGUCAAUGCAUUUAUGGAGGAAAGAUAGACAACCACUUCGAUCAAGUGCUUCUUGACUGUAUUUUGGAAAAAUUGUUCACACCCAAAUCCUUUGAACCUGAUCACGUACUGAUAACCAAGUUUGACGCAGAUCAAUCUUUAUGCACUCCUGAUGUUUCCCAAAGAGAUCAACUAAUUGCUUGGGUAGAAGGCUUGAAAGCUCAUCAGUUACCAUCAUGGCUUGGCCUAUCAAACAACGCAGAAAAAGUUCUGCUAACCCUGAGAGGUGAAAGUAUGUUGAGAAAUAUGCUAAAGGUUUCUGACGACGAACUCGCGUUCUCGACAGAUGGGGAAGAAGAAGUAAAGCCGCAAUGGAUGGCUCAACUUAGUGAGCUUGUGCAGCAUUGGUUGAAGAUCUUACCGAACAAUGUCACUCGUAUGAAGCGUACAGUGGAGAACAUUAAAGAUCCUUUGUUCCGUUUCUUUGAAAGAGAAGUGAACUUUGGUAUUGGCCUUCUCACUGAUAUCAGACAUGACUUGGAAGAUGUGUUAGCCGUUUGCAAAGCUGAACGUAAACAGAGCAAUGAAACUAGGGCUCUCGCCUCUGCCUUACAGAAAGGACAAGUACCAUCGGAUUGGCGCAGAUACACUGUUCCUAACAGUGUUACUGUCAUGGACUGGAUGCUUGAUUUUGUUGAGAGAAUGAAACAACUUAUUCGCGUCUCAUCAAGCGAUAAUCUUAAGAAAGAAGAAGUCUGGCUUGGUGGAACAUUCUCUGCGGAAGCUUAUGUUACUGCUACUAGACAGCAAAUCGCUCAGAUUAAUACUUGGUCUCUCGAACAAUUACAUCUUCAUAUUAAUAUAGGACGAACAGAUAAAACUGAUGUCUUCAGAAUUACUGGUGUUGAGUUGCGUGGUGCCGAGGCUGCUGGCGGAAAUUCCCUCAAAUUAUCAGAUGAAGUUGGCUACUUCUGUGACUGCGUUGAGUUUUCAUGGAGACAGGAAGCUCCUGGUGGUGUUCAGUUGCCACUUUAUUUAUAUGGUGAUCGUAAGCAAUUGGUUACUUCUGUUGCUUUCAAUGCCUCACCGAUGACGGCCUUCUUCGAGCGGGGAGUUGCUGCUGUCGCUAAUUCUUCUCUAAAUUAA